Molecule: messenger RNA, 603 nt
Organism: Triticum turgidum subsp. durum (durum wheat)
Lineage: Eukaryota; Viridiplantae; Streptophyta; Magnoliopsida; Poales; Poaceae
Source: the annotation of a GenBank genome assembly
AUGGCCGGGUUCGCCACCUCGCGGCCGGCCUCCCUCGCGCUGUGCGGCUUCCUCAUCUUCCUCAACGUCUUCGCCUUCCUCCUCGCCGUCGGCGCCGAGCAGCGACGCAGCACCGGCAAGGUGGUGCCGGACGAGUACGACGAGCGCUCCUACUGCCUCUACGACACGGACGCCUCCACCGUCUACGGCGUCUGCGCCUUCUUCGUGCUCCUCCUGGCGCAGCUGCUGGUCACCGGCGUCACCCGCUGCCUCUGCUUCGGCCCGGCCCUCUCCUCCCGCGGAUGCGCCGUCGCCGCCUUCGCCGUCUCCUGGCUGACGUUCCUCGUCGCGGAGGCCUGCCUCGUCGGAGGAUCAGCGAAGAACGCGUACCACACCAAGUACCUUGGCUACUACACAAAGCAUGACCUGGUCAGCUGCGCCGCGCUCCGCAAGGGGGUGUUUGCGGCGGCUGCCGCCAUGAUGCUCAUCAACCUUGUGGCCUCCCUGGUGUACUACUGGAGCUACUCGAAGGCGGCGGACGGCGGGUUCAUCAAGCACCAGAACGAGGCCGGCGUGGGCAUGACCGACUACGGCCUCGACAGGGGCGGCGGCCCUGGGCUCUGA